UUUUGGAGGGAAAAAGCAUUCUGUGUUGUGUCAGCAGCUUCACAAUGGCCUCACUCAUGACAAGUACAAUUCCUGAAGUUUUAAAACACUCUAAGCAGAACGGACAAAUUGACGCAACUCCAUACAUUGAAGAAUAUAGUACUUUCUAUCAACACGGAUGUGAGUCUGUAGAAGACAGAGAGCGCAGACAGUCAGAUAAAGGAAAACAAAUGAUAUCUAGUUUUUAUAACCUAGUUUCGGAUUUUUAUGAAUAUGGUUGGGCACAGAGUUUUCACUUUGCUUAUUUACAAAAGGAUGAACCUUUUGCUUGUGGCCUCCAACGUUAUGAGUAUGUGCUUCCAUUAAGGAUGAAAGUUCACCCUGGUUCCCACUUGCUUGACUUGGGUUGUGGUAUUGGAGGCCCUCUGCGUAACAUUGCCAGGUUUGCUCGCUGUAAAGUAACUGGAGUAACCAUAAGUGAAUACCAAGUCACAAGGGGAAAUCAAAUUAUAGAAGAAAAUAACCUGCAAGAGCAGUGUAAUAUUGUCUACGGGGACUUUUUGAAGCUUCCUUUUGAUGACUGCAGUUUUGAUGGUGUUUAUGCUAUAGAGUCUACGUGUCAUACCAUGUUCAAAUCCACUGUCUAUUCAGAAGCAUACAGAGUAUUGAAACCAGGUUGUUUCUUUGCUGGUUAUGAAUGGUGUGUGACUCACAAGUAUGAUCCUAACAAUGAAAAACAUCGUCAGGUAAAAUUCAAUAUUGAAGAAGGCAACGGUUUACCAGAUACUGCUACCACAGAAGAGGUAUUGGAAGGUCUGAAAGAUGCUGGUUUUGAACUAGUUGAUGCAUACGAUUUGGCAGAGUUCCUUGAUAUACCUUGGUACUCUCCUCUUAGCGCAACAUUUUCCUUGCAAGGUUUUCGUCACACUAGAUUGGGACAUUACGUGACUCAUUUAUCAGUUCAGUUUUUAGAGAAACUUGGUGUUAUUCCUAAAGGUUCAGCUCAAGUGAGUAAGUUGUUGAUGAAUGCAGCACGUGACCUUGUAGAAGGAGGUAAAUUAGGUAUUUAUACUCCGAUGUAUUUCUUUGUUGCUAGGAAGCCUGCCUCUUAUUGAACGAUAUGUGCAUUCGUCGUUCUUAAAGUCUUUUUUGUUUUCGAAUGAUGUUGUUUUGUUGAUAUAAGUAAAUGGAAAGAAUUCAAG
Molecule: messenger RNA, 1181 nt
Organism: Galdieria sulphuraria
Lineage: Eukaryota; Rhodophyta; Bangiophyceae; Galdieriales; Galdieriaceae
Product: sterol 24-C-methyltransferase
Exons: 2
Coding region: 45-1094 (349 amino acids)
Biological process (GO): sterol biosynthetic process
Cellular component (GO): endoplasmic reticulum
Molecular function (GO): sterol 24-C-methyltransferase activity
Source: RefSeq, a predicted model, not a curated record